ACCCCCCCCAAGCCAGGAGGAAGAAGCCGGCGCGGCCCCGUCAGCAGCCGGCCGCGGCUGUUCUGGAGGACGGCGGCCGCGCUCCUGGGAGCGGCUCUGGGGUCCGGCCGGCGGCCCGAAGGUGCGGCGCCAUGAAGCUGUACAGCCUCAGCGUCCUUUACAAAAGCGAGCCCAAAGCGGUGCUGCUCAAAGCCGCGUACGACGUGUCUUCCUUCAGUUUCUUCCAGAGGUCCAGUGUUCAGGAAUUCAUGACCUUUACAAGUCAGCUGAUUGUGGAACGCUCGGCAAAAGGCAGCAGAGCCUCUGUCAAGGAACAAGAGUAUCUUUGCCAUGUCUACGUCCGGAGUGACAGUCUUGCAGGUGUGGUCAUUGCUGACAGCGAAUAUCCUUCCAGAGUGGCCUUUACCUUGCUGGAGAAGGUACUAGAUGAAUUCUCCAAGCAGGUCGAUAGGAUAGACUGGCCAGUAGGAUCACCUGCUACAAUCCAGUACACAGCCCUGGAUAGUCACCUUAGUAGAUACCAGAACCCCCGAGAAGCUGAUCCCAUGAGUAAAGUACAAGCUGAACUGGAUGAGACCAAAAUCAUUCUGCAUAACACCAUGGAGUCUUUGUUAGAGCGAGGCGAGAAGCUUGAUGACUUGGUCUCCAAAUCAGAAGUACUGGGAACACAGUCGAAAGCCUUCUAUAAAACUGCCCGGAAACAAAACUCAUGCUGUGCAAUCAUGUGAUGUAGCCCACAGAGGCAGGCGCUGGAUCGUCAUGUCACAUCAGAACUACAGCCCCUGAAGAUGAAGCGAUACCCUAGAAGAAGACCUGGAGCCAGGCUGACUGGCUGUUUUUAUUUUGAAGUUCUCAAGAGGAGUGAAGGGGAUGACUUAAGGGUGGGAACAUUGACGUUCAUAUGUGUGCUUGUGACUUUGGGAAAGAAUCUGAGGUCCUCAAAGAUGUAAUGUUGAGAAAAUGAAACCAUAAACUCCUAAGUGGCUCUUAUAGGUGCUGAAGGGCUUAUUCUCAGCUAACCCUGGAAGGCUCUAUGGGAAGGAAUCUUUUUCCUGAUCCUUGGUAUGACUUAGGAUUUCAUUUGUGCAUUAAUAAUAUUAACUCUCCAGUGAGUGGGGUGGGGGGAGGGAGUCUCGGGUGAUAGGGCUGGGUAGGCAGAGUUGGAACACUCCGGAAUUCUACUCUUUUGCACUGUGGGGGUUGGGGGAAGCUCACCAUGACCAGCAUCAGGACUGUGAAAGGCAGUGGUCACUGGGUCUCCCCUAUUCGGUUUGCCUGUCUGCUAGAAUUGGCAUCUGCCAGGGACAGGGCCCAUCCUAAGUACCUUUAUCCAGUAACACAAAGAUGGCUUGUGAGAGGUCCUUAGAAUGGGCUGAGAAGGGCAAGAUGUGUAAGUUGUGGUUCUAUCAGCCAGCAGACUGUUCAGACUGGGGCUGUUCUGGUGUUGGGAGGGUCAGCUGGUAGUGUCCAUCUUCAGGGGAGAAGCACACAGGUGCCCUCAGCUGUCCAGUGUGGAGGCGCACUCACUUUGACUUGCAGUCGGACUUAGGACCUCAAGAUCAAAGUAGUGGGGGCUGUCAUCUCUCGGAGCCGGUUUAUUGGUCUCUGUGUCUACAAGACUGUCUUGGCAACUGCCUGGGGCCCGCAUGUUUGAGCAAGUCUCUCCUGUGGGUCCCAGGGCAGGUGCCAGCAGCCCGAAGAUUCCCAGCAUUCACCGUGGUCUGUCCAGCUCUGACCUACAAGCCCCUUUCCAGUCAGAGACAGCUGCAGGGUGGAGGAGGUUGAGGGGUUGGUCUGAGCUAGCACCCACUGCCAGCACAGUCUGUGGUGACCCCAGGAUGUGCUGGGUCUCACAUCGCCUCUUCAUGUUCUGCUGUGCACAGUAUAUCGUGAGAUCCUGUCUCCCCAGAAACAACCGCUGGGACGCUAGCCUCUAUGAGUUUUGAACCAGAGCUGUCUUACUCCGAUGAUCCCCGAGCCUGUUGAGCUACCCUCAGAGUGCCCAUGAGGGGUGGGGUGUCUGCUAUGGCUUCCAAAAUCCUUCCUUCCUGGUAUCUGCCUAUUUCUCUGGGUUCCGCUAGUCAAAGGCUCAGGCUCUGCCCUGGAGCGGCCUGCCCAUGUCAUUUCUGCUGCCAUAGACCUCGCCAGCCCAGGGCCCCCAGACAGCACGGGUCCAGUCUCGCUGGCACUCAGGGUGGAGUCAAUGGCCUGGAGUGCUGCCUGGUUCUCUUCUUACUCUGGAGGGUGCUGAGGAAGAAUGGGGGUGGGUGGAGGAAGACAUUUGCAGGAAAGAGGUAACCUUUGCCCACAUAAGGCUGUCCUACAAGGUAUCCCUCGCCCUGCGAUGGAUCGAGUUGCCAUGUGUUUCCCAUCCCCCAUUAUUCUAAUGUUAAAUCACUUGGCAAAAGUGUAUUUUAAUAAUGCCUAAUUUCUCUGUUCUGUUUGAAAGUUUCUGUCUCAAUAAAAUUGUCUUUUGAAAUUCCA
Messenger RNA from Peromyscus maniculatus bairdii (prairie deer mouse), 2484 nucleotides. RefSeq names its product YKT6 vesicular SNARE protein (gene Ykt6). Gene Ontology annotation, molecular function: SNAP receptor activity. Gene Ontology annotation, biological process: endoplasmic reticulum to Golgi vesicle-mediated transport. Gene Ontology annotation, cellular component: Golgi apparatus. Lineage: Eukaryota; Metazoa; Chordata; Mammalia; Rodentia; Cricetidae. The record is from RefSeq and is a predicted model, not a curated record.